GUUGAGGUCAUCUACAGGUCACCGACUGCGCCACGAUCACGCGUCUUCCUUGUUGUCAGUCACAGUGUUCUGGGUGCUGGGAGCCUACAGCUUCUUUAAGUUCAUCUUGCCUGGUGUUGUGAAUCUAAACCUUCUAAAGUUGAAACUACGCGCUCGAAAAUGGCGUAAAGACUUCCAAGAACCUGGCAGAAGGCGGAAGUAGCGACCGUCAGUUCCAGUUUUCAGGGCUAGCUGGUAUCUUUGAGACAUGAUUGGCAGAAGCAGAAAGGUGCAGUACCUGGACCAGCCUCCAGAUGGCGGUUGGGGCUGGAUGGUGGUGUUCAGCAGUUUCCUGGUCCAUGUGGUGGUGAUCGGGUCCAUCAAGUCGUUUGGCGUGUUCUACGCCGUGUUCCGGGAAGUGUUUGACGAGGGCGCGGGAGACACGGCCUUCAUCAACUCCACACUGGUGGGGAUGAUGCUGAUCUGCUCUCCCAUCUCCAGUGCCCUGAGUAAGCUGACCAGCUGCCGUGUAAUGGUGUUUACUGGGGGUGUCCUGGCAGCCGUGGGACUUGUCAUCAGCUCGUUUGCCACCAGCGUCAUGUAUUUACUGGUCAGCCUGGGACUUUUCACAGGAUUUGCAAUGUCGCUGAUGUACGCGCCAUGUCUGACGAUGGUGGGACGCUACUUCGACAAGAGGAGGGCGACGGCGAAUGGAAUCGGAUUAUCUGGGAACGGAGUGGGUAUGUUCACCCUGUCUCCCCUGUAUCAAGUUCUGAUUGAUGAGUUUAGCUAUCGAGGAGCACUUCUGAUAAUCGCUGGCAUCACCCUUCAUGGAUGCAUCUGUGGUGCCUUACUGAGGCCCAUACAUCUGAGGGAAGACCGGGAACACAAAGCCGCACUGGACCAAAGGCAACAAAACAUAGUAGAUAAUUCGCAGUCCUCAUUCAGAAUGGCUGCUAGCAAGGUCCUGCACGUUUUUGACGUGUCCCUUUUGACGGACAUUCCCUUUGCGUUGUUUUCGCUCUCUCAUUUCGGGACGGUGCUCGGUUACUCUAUUGUAUUUGUCCACAUGACAAAACACGCGCAAAGCAUCGGGGUAGGUAAAACUGAGGCGUCCUUCUUGAUCUCGGUGAUGGGGAUUGGUGAGUUCGUAUUCCGGCUGAUCGGAGGCUGGUUCGCAGACUUAGGAGUCAUGAGUAGACUCCAUGUCUAUAUGAUAGGAGUAGCUGGUGUGGGCGUGUGCAAUCUGUGCGUGCCUUUCUGUUCGUCAUACGCUUCCCUCCUCGUGUACAUGGCAUUCUACGGUCUCUUCUCUGGAGUGUUCCACGCCUUGAUUGCUGUGUUGGUGCGAGAGUACACAGGAGUGGCGCGACUGUCCAGUGGGAUAGGAUGGACCUUCACAGGAGCAGGGACGGCCUACCUGCUGGGGUCACCUAUCGCAGGCUGGCUGUAUGAUGCUACAGGGAACUACAACGUCUCCUUCUACUCUGCCGGAGCCAUGAUCCUGGCAUCUCUCGGCGUACUCUUCCUCGAAAAGUGUGCCAAACACGAGGACCCUGACAGAGAGACGACAGAAGAGGAUUCCUCACCACAUGAACUCUGUACAGACAGUAUAGGGGGAACUGUAACACAAGCAAUUCUCACCGAGAGGGAAACAACAGUAUACUCGCCGCCAGACGGCGGGUGGGGUUGGGUAGUGGUGGCCAGCACGUUCUUCGUUCACGUGCUUGUGAUCGGGAACAUGCAGUCUUUCGGAGUGUUCUUCGCAGAGUUCCGGGAAGUUUUCCAGGAGGGUGCCGGGAUCACGUCCUUCAUCAGUUCCAUCCUAGGGGCUGUGUUUGCCGGUGCUCUGAGCAACCUGACCAGCUGCCGUACUGUGAUCAUCGCAGGGGGCGUCAUUUCUGCCGUGGGGCUUGUCGUCAGCUUCUUCGCACAGACGAUGAUACACCUGUUCUUCAGCCUUGGGGCCCUCACAGGAUUUGGCUUCUCGCUGAUGCACUCCCCAAGCCUGGCAAUGAUUGGACGCUACUUUGACAAGCGGCACGCCACAGCCAAUGGAAUCGCAGUUUGUGGAACGGGGAUCGGCAUCUUCGCUUUUCCUCCUCUCUACCAGUUCCUCAUCGACGAAUUCGGGUGGAGAGGGGCUUUGCUGAUUGUGGCCGGCAUACCUUUGAACGGCUGCGUCUGUGGUGCCCUGAUGAGACCAAUAAAACUUAAAGAAGAUCGCAAGGAUGAAAAAGUCGACAUCGAACCCCAGGGAAGUUGGCUCUAUGACGCAACGGGCAACUACGACAUGUCUUUCUACGCGGCUGUAAAAGCACAGAAAUACAAACACACACGCACCAAAAUGUCCAAAGUGCGAUCCGCUGACAGACCUCCAGACGGCGGGUGGGGUUGGGUAGUGGUGGCCAGCACGUUCUUUGUCAACAUGCUGGUGAUCGGGAACAUGAAGUCUUUCGGAGUGUUCUUCGCAGAGUUCCGGGAGGUUUUCCAGGAGAGUGCCGGAAUCACGUCCUUCAUCAGUUCUAUCCUAGGAGCUGUGCUGUUGAUGUGUUCUGUGUUUGCCGGUGCUCUGAGCAACCUGACCAGCUGCCGUACUGUGAUCAUCACAGGGGGCGUCAUUUCUGCCGUGGGGCUUGUCGUCAGCUUCUUCGCACAGACGAUGAUACACCUGUUCUUUAGUGUGGGGGUCCUCACAGGAUUCGGGUUGUCCCUGAUGUUCUCACCAAGUCUGGCUAUGAUUGGACGCUACUUUGACAAGCGGCACGCCACAGCCAAUGGGAUCGGAGUUUGUGGAACGGGGAUUGGCAUCUUCGCUUUUCCCCCACUCUACCAGUUCCUCAUCGACGAAUUUGGGUGGAGAGGGGCUUUACUGAUUGUGGCCGGCAUACCAUUGAACGGCUGCGUCUGUGGUGCCCUGAUGAGACCCAUACAUCUCAAAGAGGAUCGCAAGGAGGAAAAAGCCAGCAUCGAAACUCAAGGUAGUACUGAUCAAGAAUCAAAGAAAGGGCUCCUUCAUUUCUGUGAGAAAGUCAUGGAAGCGUUUGACGUGACCUUACUGAAACACCGCCCUUUUCUUGUUUACUGUGUGUCGUUAUUCGGAACCUCGCUGGGGAACUCCAUGAUAUUUGUGCACCUUGUAGCCCAUGCUCAACACGUUGGAAUGGAGAAGACGCCAGCCGCUUUUCUACUGUCGAUCUUGGGAAUCUCAGAGGCGGUGUCAAGGCCGUUACACGGGUGGCUGUCGGACAGGGUACACAUCAGUAAGGUCUACUAUUACAUGAUUGGCAAUACCGGACUGGCCAUACUCAACAUCGCCGUACCGUUCGGGAGAACCUACGCGGGCCUUGUGGUGUGCAUGGUGCUGUACGGAUUUUUCUCGGGCAGUUUUAACUCACUCAUUGCUGUGAUGGUGAAGAUAUACAGCAGUGUUUCAAGGAUUUCCAGUGGGCUUGGGUGGGCGCUUCUAUUCGAGGGGGCUGCCUACCUACUCGGGCCACCCAUUGCAGGUUGGCUCUAUGACGCAACGGGCAACUACGACAUGUCUUUCUACGCGGCUGGUAUCUUCAUCUUCCUGUCUGUGGUCGUGCUUUUCGUCAUUCCCUGUUCAACAACAAGAGGGUCAUCCUCUCUUAGUUCUGACACCAGUGAGACCAAUCAGAACGGAAUCAAGAUAGUCGCCUUCAGAAAUCUGGGUACAGAAACUGGUAGGAGUGACUCAUCAGGCCAAAGCAACCCUGGUUUUCAGGCAUGAUGGGUAUAUACUAUAUACAAGUAGGUUACAUAUGGGUGUAACCUACUAGUGCAGGCUAGCCCCCGCUGUAGCGUUUGCACGACUGUGUGGCCCAAGGGCUAUAGGCAGAGAUGUACACAACCCUAAACCCCAAAGGUGUGAGUCGGAUCCGUUUAUCCGUCAAAGUGGUAGUAAGUACAAGUGACUGGG
Molecule: messenger RNA, 3922 nt
Organism: Branchiostoma belcheri (Belcher's lancelet)
Lineage: Eukaryota; Metazoa; Chordata; Leptocardii; Amphioxiformes; Branchiostomatidae
Exons: 14
Coding region: 248-3733 (1161 amino acids)
Biological process (GO): transmembrane transport; monocarboxylic acid transport
Molecular function (GO): monocarboxylic acid transmembrane transporter activity
Source: RefSeq, a predicted model, not a curated record